Molecule: messenger RNA, 1226 nt
Organism: Hyaloscypha bicolor E
Lineage: Eukaryota; Fungi; Ascomycota; Leotiomycetes; Helotiales; Hyaloscyphaceae
Product: NAD(P)-binding protein
Exons: 5
Coding region: 125-1048 (307 amino acids)
Molecular function (GO): NADP binding; oxidoreductase activity, acting on the CH-OH group of donors, NAD or NADP as acceptor
Source: RefSeq, a predicted model, not a curated record
UUUUCACCCCACAGCUGGUCACCUUCAUUGCAUUUGAAUCUCGAAUUUGUGACAAGAUUUGUCGUUUUUAUCAAAUCUGCCCGCUUGAGACACUCUCCACUAACUCACAAACUCAAAUCUACUCAUGACUCAAACCCCAAAAAUGGCGCCGCAGCUGGCUUUCCUGGGAAUGGGUGCUUUGGGAAAACCAAUAAGCAAGAACCUGGUACUUAACGGCAAGCUCGAGAAAUCGCUCAUUCUAUGGAACCGAACCUCAAGUCGUGCCUAUGAGCAUAGUGCACAGAUUGGGAACUCAGUUGUCGCUGAGACCAUCAAGGAUGCAGUCUCCAUGUCAGACAUUGUGUGGUCUUGUCUUGCGGAUCAAGAUGCCGUAUUUGAGACAUUCGAGAUAAUCCUCAAGGAAGACAUCAAGGGGAAGUUAUUCGUGGAAUGUUCGACUAUGGCCAUUGAAGCAACGAAUGAUCUUGCACGAAGAGUAGUUGAUUCUGGAGGGGAGUUUGUUGCCAUGCCAGUAUUUGGAGAACCAGGCAUGGCGAAUCGCGCCAUGUUAACUUGUAUACCGGCAGGCGCUGCGGAGUCUGUUCAGAAAGUCGUGCCGUAUGUUGUGGGAAUCAUAGGUAGAUCCAUCGUCGACUUGAGUGGGCAAUCACCAGGAAGUGCUUCUCAUGCAAAGAUUGUCGGCACUGUGAUGGUCGUUCAAAUGAUUGAAAGUGUCUCAGAGGCCCACGUGCUUGCUGAGAAGAGCGGGCUACCUGCAGAAAGUCUACACAAAGUUAUCAACGCAGUGUUCGGUGGCCCUUUCUCGGUGUACUCCAAUCGAAUGAUGUCUGGAAGCUAUUUUCGAGAGCCGGUUAUAGCAAUCGGAACGGCUAGAACUGCUGUCGAGCAUGUUGCAGAACUCACUCAGCAGUCUAGCAUCCAAUUGGGUGCAUUCAAGGUUGCUUCAAUGCACAUGGAAAUGGUUGAGAAGUAUGCUGGUGCUAAAGGAGAUAUUGCUGGUAUUUAUGGGGCAGUUAGAAUGGAGAGUGGCUUGAAAUUCGAAAAUUGAGUUUGUGACAAAGACAAAUCUUGAAGGCGAAUUAGGUGAGGGGAAAUUGAUUUGUGGUUCAAUGGCCUGCACGAAGUAAUCUUACUUGUUCUCCCACUACGAAGAUCACGGCAUAAAGUGACGGGAUUACAGGGCAUUUGUGCUUUACAGCACUUCGGUGUCUUUUUUAGUGUACUCG